Chrysoperla carnea is the source of this 2639-nucleotide messenger RNA. It is a transcript of the gene Vps35, whose product is annotated as vacuolar protein sorting-associated protein 35. NCBI's taxonomy places the organism in Eukaryota, Metazoa, Arthropoda, Insecta, Neuroptera, Chrysopidae. Gene Ontology annotation, biological process: retrograde transport, endosome to Golgi; intracellular protein transport. The record is from RefSeq and is a predicted model, not a curated record. The transcript is spliced from 10 exons. Gene Ontology annotation, cellular component: retromer, cargo-selective complex; retromer complex; late endosome. The coding region runs from base 78 to 2549 and encodes 823 amino acids.
UAAAAUAAAUAUGAAAAUCCCUAGAACCGCUGUUAGGUGUCAAUAGCUGUUAAGAAACUGUCAAAUUUAUAACAAAAAUGCCAAUGACACCACAAUUAUCACCGGUUGAAGAACAAGAAAAACUUCUUGAUGAAGCUUUAGCACAAGUAAAAGCACAAGCUUUUAAUAUGAAACGAUGGUUAGAUAAGAAUAAGUUAAUGGAUGCUUUAAAGCAUGCAAGUGCCAUGGUUGGUGAACUUCGAACAAGUUUAUUAUCACCGAAAAGUUACUACGAGUUAUAUAUGGCAAUCACUGACGAACUAAGACAUUUAGAAUUAUAUUUAGUUGAAGAAUUUCAAAAAGGACGUAAAGUUUGUGAUUUAUAUGAAUUGGUACAAUAUGCUGGAAAUAUUUUACCACGUUUAUAUUUAUUAAUUACAGUUGGACUUGUUUAUAUUAAAACAAAUCCAUUAUUAAAACGUGAUUUAUUAAAAGAUUUAGUUGAAAUGUGUCGAGGUGUACAGCAUCCAUUACGUGGUUUAUUCUUACGUAAUUAUUUGUUACAAUGUACACGAAAUGUUUUACCUGAUUCACCGGAAACAGAUAAUGAUCCUGAAGGCAAUGUUAAAGAUUCUGUGGAUUUUGUUUUAAUGAAUUUUGCUGAAAUGAAUAAAUUAUGGGUACGUAUGCAACAUCAAGGUCAUUCCAGAGAAAAAGAACGUCGUGAACGUGAACGGGAAGAAUUACGUAUUUUAGUUGGAACAAAUCUAGUACGAUUAUCACAAUUGGAAAGUGUAAAUUUAGAUAAAUAUAAAAAGUUGGUUCUACCUGGUAUAUUAGAACAAGUUGUCAGUUGUCGGGAUGCAAUUGCUCAGGAGUAUUUAAUGGAAUGUAUUAUUCAGGUAUUUCCCGAUGAAUUUCAUCUACAAACAUUAAACGCAUUUUUAAAAUCGUGUGCUGAAUUACAACCAGGUGUUAAUGUAAAAAAUAUUAUAAUCGUAUUAAUCGAUCGUCUAGCAACAUUUAGUCAACGUGUUGAAAACUCUUCGUCACAAUCAAAAGAUACAAAUAACACAACAAAUUCAGUAUCUGGUGAUAAUAUCGAUAAUACCGAUAAUCCUGAAAUCAUAUUAAGUAAAGUACAACUAUUCGAAGUAUUUAGUGAUCAAGUUGCAACAAUAAUACAAACACGUCAAGAUAUGCCACCAGAAGAUAUUGUAUCAUUACAAGUGGCUUUAAUAAAUCUAGCACAUAAAUGCUAUCCAAAACGUGUUGAUUAUAUUGAUAAAGUGAUGUCAACGACGGUGAAAAUCUUUGAAAAAUUGGGUAUUAAAAAAAUUGAAUCGAAAACACCAGUUUCGAAAGAAUUAAGUCGUUUAAUGAAAAUACCAAUUGAUCAUUAUGAUGAUUUAUUGACGGUUUUAAAAUUACAAUAUUAUCGUGAAUUAUUGGAAUAUUUUGAUUAUUCUGGACGGAAACAGAUUGCUGUUUAUUUGAUACAAAAUGCAUUGGAUAAUGAAACUUAUAUACCAACACAAGAACAAGUUGACACAAUAUUACAAAUGAUUUCCACAUUAAUAUGCGAUCAAAAAGAUCAACCACCAGCUCAGAUGGAAGAUCCGGAAGAUUUCAUGGAGGAACAAAGUCUUUUAGGUCGUUUUAUACAUUUAUUAAAAUCUGAUAAUGCAGAUCAACAAUAUUUGAUUUUAUCAAUCGCCAGAAAACAUUUUUCAACGGGUGGAUCAACACGAAUCAAAUUCACACUACCACCAUUAGUAUUUCAAGCUUAUCAAUUGGCAUUUAAAUAUAAAGCUCAACAAAAUGAGGAUGAAAUGUGGGAGAAAAAAUGUCAAAAAAUAUUCCAAUUUUGCCAUCAAACAAUAUCAGCAUUAAUGAAAGCCGAACUCGCUGAAUUACCAUUACGGCUAUUCUUACAAGGAGCACUUGCUAUUGGUGAAGUACAAUUUGAUAAUCAUGAAACAGUGGCAUAUGAAUUUUUAUCGCAAGCAUUUUCAUUAUACGAAGAUGAAAUUAGUGAUUCAAAGGCACAAUUAGCAGCAAUCACAUUAAUUGUAGCAACAUUUGAACAAAUGAAAUGUUUUGGUGAAGAGAAUGCUGAUCCAGUACGAACACAAUGUGCCCUAGCUGCAAGUAAAUUAUUGAAAAAACCAGAUCAAUGUCGUGGUGUUACAACAUGUUCACAUUUAUUCUGGAGUGGUAAAAGUUUAGCUACAAAUGGAGAAGAGAUGCGAGAUGGUAAACGUGUAUUAGAUUGUCUGAAAAAAGGUGCACGUAUUGCCAACCAAUGUAUGGAUGUUUCCGUUCAAGUACAAUUAUUUGUUGAAUUAUUAAAUCAUUAUUUAUUCUUCUAUGAAAAAGGAAACGAUCAAGUUAAUAUACAAAUAUUAAAUCAAUUAAUUGGUAAAAUACGUGAAGAAUUACCAAAUUUAGAAGUAUCAGAAGAAACUGAACAAAUCAAUAAACAUUUUGUAAAUACAAUUGAUCAUAUUAAAAAUCGUUUGGAAGGGCCUGAAUCUGAUAGUGUGUCAUAUGAGGAUAUUGCGAUAUAAGUAAACAUAAUAUAAAAAGAGGAUCAAUUCGUUCGCGAUGUUUUGAUCAAUGUUAUAAAGUUGUAUAUUAUUUUUAAUUAUAGUUAAUUG